Messenger RNA from Annulohypoxylon truncatum, 1506 nucleotides. RefSeq lists its product as uncharacterized. The transcript is spliced from 4 exons. Gene Ontology annotation, cellular component: mitochondrial membrane. Gene Ontology annotation, biological process: inner mitochondrial membrane organization; cardiolipin acyl-chain remodeling. The coding region runs from base 146 to 1312 and encodes 388 amino acids. The record is from RefSeq and is a predicted model, not a curated record. Gene Ontology annotation, molecular function: 1-acylglycerophosphocholine O-acyltransferase activity. NCBI's taxonomy places the organism in Eukaryota, Fungi, Ascomycota, Sordariomycetes, Xylariales, Hypoxylaceae.
CCUCAAUUAAUGGGUGCGACUGCCGUCUCAAUCGUGCCGAGUCCUUUUUAACAUGUAGCUUUAACAACUCAUUUUCUCUCUAUUACAUUCGCUUCCAUGUAAAGUUCAUAACGGCUAUGCUGCCAAGUUCCACUUCGAAGCGUCAAUGGCCUCGGACGAACUCGAUAUGUCCAAGUCCAACCCCAACAGGCUGUCAUUUCAACAGCCAAGUCUACCAUGGCGAAUGACUUCUUCCAUGGUCAUGGGCUUAACCGCCGCUCUUUCAAGGGGGUUUCUUUAUGGCUUGAACUCAGUCGAAGUAGUCGGUUUAGACCGAUUUUUAGAGCUUCUAGAUAAGAGGAAGGACGUUGAGAAGAGGGAAAGGGGUCUUAUUACUGUCUCAAACCACAUCAGUGUACUUGAUGAUCCUGUCAUAUGGGGAGUGCUGCCGCUACGGUACGCUUUUAACCCGUCUAACCAUAGAUGGGGUCUAGGAGCCCACGACAUAUGCUUUACGAACAAGCUUAUUGGAUCGUACUUCUAUGCCGGCCAAGUCCUACCAACCCAUAGGUCGCAGCACUCGCCUCACGGCGGGCUCUUCCAGCCCACAAUCCCACAGGCGAUCCGGCUCCUGUCCGCUGCGCCAUUCCCUGGCGCCCCACCGCCAGAAGCGUCAGGAGGACGCCACGACGACGACGUGUCCGACCCGUUCAGCAGCGCGGGCGAACCGACGUUCACCACGACGGGGGCGGACCGGUACGUCGCGCCGUCGAUCUACGCGCGGAACCGGCACAGCUGGGUGCACGUGUUCCCCGAGGCGUGCGUGCACCAGCACCCGCGCCUGCUGCUGCGCUACUUCAAGUGGGGCGUCUCGCGCCUCAUCCUCGAGAGCGAGCCGAUGCCCGACGUCGUCCCCAUGUUCGUCGACGGCGCCCAGCGCGUCAUGCCCGAGGACCGCUCUUUCCCGCGCUUCCUCCCGCGCUUCCCCGUCCGCUUCCGCGUCGCCUUCGGCGAGCUGCUCGAUGCCGAGAAGACGUUCGGCGACCUGCGCGCUAGGUGGCGGGACCUCGUGCGCAGGGAUAGGGAUGGCGGGAAGGGGCGCCUGGCUAUGGGGGAGUUGACGGAUGAGCUGAAAUACGGCAAGGAGGCCGUGGACCUGAGGAUCGAGGUCGCGAGGAGGGUCCGCGAGGAGGUGUUGAAGGUUAGGAGGAGCUUGGGAUACCUGGAUAACGACGAGCCUGGGUUCGAGCUGGCGGAGACGUGGGCGAGGGAGCCGCCUAAGGAUCGGUUCAAGAGUAAUGUUGAUGAUGGGUUGGUAAACAAAAGGGAUUAGAGCCUACCCUCGGCAUUUGUAUGGACUAGGAGAUAUCAUAGAAUUUAUAGAGCUGUGUUGGCUUUCCUCGGGAGUUACUUAUUGAACGAAGCAAUAGACUUUUUAUGACCUAGUCAAUGGUUAGGUAUUCCUAAAUUUUGUGAAAUGGGGUUUCUGAUAGAGAGAAUCAGAGAAUAAAUCUGACAUAAAAAAUA